CUGCCAGCUCAAAGGCAUCAGCUUCGCAACUAUGCCUGCCACAACCACCUCCACAGGCAGAAAGCUGGAUCUCUCCAAGCUAACAGAUGAGGAGGCCAAGCAUGUCUGGGAAGUGGUCCAGAGAGAUUUUGACCUGAGGAAGAAGGAGGAGGACAGACUUGGGGAGUUAAAGACCAAGAUUGAAAAAGAAGACACCAAGAGGGAGUUGCUGGGCAACCAGACCAGCAUGGCCGAGUCGCACUGUAUUCGAUGUCUGCAGCCCUUCAAGUUCCUGGUCAACAGCAAGCGUCAGUGUCUGGACUGCCAGCUCUUCAUCUGCAAGUCCUGCAGUCUGUACAACAAGAAGGAGCUCGGCUGGGUGUGUGAUCCCUGUCGCAUGGCCAGGGUCCUCAAGAUCGGCACUCUGGAGUGGUACCACGAAAACGUCCGUGCCCGCUUCAAGCGCUUCGGCAGUGCCAAGGUGAUGCGAUCGCUCUUCAGGAGGCUGAGCGGGGAACGCAGUUGCUCUCAGAAUGACCUCGAAGAGCCUAAUGAAUAUGAUACACAGAGCAUACCGGAGGUCCACACAGAUGGAUAUGAGGAGCACAGUAUGGACGCAACAGAUUCCCAACAAUACAAGGGGAUGAAAAAGACCAAAAGGCGGUUAACUGUCGAUCCCUUUGAUUUCGAACUGGGCUGCGACUACUUGAUGGAAUCGAGAGAACAGCAGAAUCAGGCGCCCGUCUCCCAACACAUCAUGGACAUGAAUGUAGGUGGGAGGGAGUCGAUGCUUGCUGAGGCUGAUAUGGCCUCUGUUUUCCACCAGAUUUUCAAGGAGCAACGCAAAGGUCUGGACCUGGGAAUGGCUCCACAGCAAGACGAACUUGUGUACCCAGACAGCCAAACUAUUCCGUCUCGCUCCAUCUCCCGGCUCAGCUACUCGUCCUGUGGCAGUGGAAGUGCCUGGUGCCCCCAGGGCGGCAGCAGCUAUCUGCCCGGCCCUGAGGACUCCGAGGAGGACGACCGCUUCCAGCUGUACCCUCUCUACCAGUCUCAUCUGGGCCCCCGCAGCCACACCUCUCAGGAGAGCCUGACCUCACCCAACCCCCCACCGCAGAUCACUGACCUGAACAGACGUGUGUCAGCCAUUGAGACCCUCUUGAACCACUUGGAGCAGAAUGUCGCUUCAGCAUACCAUGAGACCAGCCAGGCUCCUCCGACUCCAAACAGCACCUCUCCUCUUCCUCAGUGUGAGGAAGUGGACUUAGAGGAGCAGCAACUGAGACAGAAGCUGCACGAGAUGACCGACAACAUCAGUGACCACGGCCUAACCUCUGACGAGGACGAACCCAGCAGGCCACACUCCUCCCAAGACAUCCCAUCAUGGAGGAGCCCAGAGGGGGAUGCCAAGCCCACCAGAAUACCCACCAGACCCACAUCCAGGACAAGCAUCAUUCUCUGCAGACUUGAGGAGGAACAGCCUCAGCUGACUGAGUCUCAGAAGACGAACCACUCAUCAGACAGCCUGGAGAGGAAGUGGCACCCCCUAGAGGAGGGGUCAAAGGCAGGCUUCAAAGGCUCAACGGCCUUACUGGUUGAGUUGGAGGACAAGGUAGCUCAAGCAGCUGCCAACGUCCAGAACGCCCAGAGUGAGGUCUCCUACAUAGAGAACAGGAUUGCUGCCCUGAACGCUGCCGGCAUGCCAGUGGAUAAGAGAAGAAAGUCUGCAAUCCCAGUACAAGCAAGAAGACUCUCAUACAACUUUCCCACAAGCCAAUCUGACAGGUUUGUGAGAAACUCCUUCUACAGGGGCUCCCUGACACAGAGGAACCCAGUGGCUAAGCCCAAGACCAAGGCCACCUGUGCGAAACCGGUAAUGACGCAGGACUCAUGAGGAGGAGGCUGAGCAUUAUGUGAC
Molecule: messenger RNA, 1897 nt
Organism: Anoplopoma fimbria (sablefish)
Lineage: Eukaryota; Metazoa; Chordata; Actinopteri; Perciformes; Anoplopomatidae
Gene: mlphb
Product: melanophilin b
Exons: 15
Coding region: 32-1873 (613 amino acids)
Biological process (GO): intracellular protein transport
Cellular component (GO): cortical actin cytoskeleton
Molecular function (GO): actin binding; small GTPase binding; myosin binding
Source: RefSeq, a predicted model, not a curated record